UCAAUUUCAUCGGAGGUGUUCAGUUGGUUCUGUUCUCUCGUGCAGGACACCUCUCUCUCGGUCUCUGUCGUCUCUGUCGUCGUCGUCGUCUCUUGUUUCUUUCCCUCACUCUUUCCCGUCUCGUUCUUUCCCUCCGUGUCUCAAGUCUCUUUUUCUCGUCUGUCUGUCUGUCAAAGAAACGGAACGAAACUAUUGUUCGGUUUUUCAACACCAAGCUCUUGUUUGGUUCCGAAAGUUUGUCGGCAUAUUGAUCGCAUUGUACUCCACAAAUGGUGUCUUAAGUUAAAAUAACAGUGAGCUUACUUCAAGUGUUCAACCAUGAAAUUGAUGGGCUAAUCGUAAGCACAACGAAGAGUAUUACCUCAUCAUUUUCGGAUCAAAUCUUGAACGACAGCCAUCAUGAGGUCCCCUGGCUCCAGCCUCGUUGUUGACCUCACCGACAACCGAAGUCAAUCAGGCAAGCUUUCCAGGUCAACAACGCCAUUUUCUGUGCCGUCGAGAAGAAAGCUUCACAAUGGAGAACCACCACCGCAUCACCAUUAUCUUCGCCAAAGACGAAGUGGUCCGAAACGGACAAUCCCCGCCUCGUGGCAGUCUGAGCAGAAGAAGAAUCAUUUUCUAACGAUCUUAAUGACCUCGUUGCCUUCAGAUUGGCAUGUGUCUAUUCAUUCUUAUCCAUGUGCUGUGAAAACACACCUUCAGAGGCUUAUAGCUGUUGCCAUUGUCUUUCUCUGUCUUCUGCCGAUUGCCUUCGCCGGAACCGAUCACGAUGGCAUUGCCCAACGAGCCCGCGAUCAGAGCCGGGCCAGGCUUUUGGCCAGUUUGCCGCGGCAAUCCAGACAAAGGGAGGGCUUUUCUAUUCAACCUCGUACCUGCACAGUGAGUGGAGAGCCGGGGACCUGCAUGUUCGUGUGGGAAUGUCUCAAGACUGAUGGAAAACAUUUGGGGAUGUGCAUGGAUGGCUUCAUGUUCGGAUCUUGCUGUGUUCAUCCAGAGGAAGAAAAUACCAUCUCGCAUCAAGAGAAAGAGAUCUACGAUAAGAUUGAUCAGGUGAACCAAAAUGAAUUGGUUCUCGACGCACCACCUCAGGAGGCUGUCUUGGACAAGAAAAAUAAUAACGACGACGGGGUUCGAGACUACUACAACAGCUUCUCCAAGAAUAAAUGGACUCAAGUCUCAAGCUCAACGGCACAGGAGCCUUUGAAAACCACCGUGUCACCUGCUCAGUUGGAGAAUAUCACCGUGACAGAUCGACCCACCAGACCAGCAAGACCAACAAAGCCGAUGGUCAAAUGGCCUCAUUUCACGCCAACUCCAGCUAUGCUCACGGACAACACGAAGGAGCACACAAAACCAUCCACAACCAAUUGGCAUUGGGGCACGACCGAGAAGUCGGAUCCACCACCUUCACAGCUGUACUUUCCAUCUUCAAGUGAGAAAGGUCCGUUUUUGAUCGAAGAGACCACAGAGAAUGAGAUCGACGAUCCCGAUGUGGCUGGGACAGGUUGGACCAGCUUCAAAGUUAAACCAAAUAGACCCACCAGACCAACGAGACCGCCCAAACCGAAUUCAUCGGGAUAUUUCCCGUCCAGUAUCAGUUAUGAAUAUUUGGACACUGAUCAAAACACCUCUACCGAGGUGACUGAUUUCGAAGAGAACACAACUCCCUCUCUACGGAGAAGACCAACUCGUCCUCCACUACCUCCAAAGAUCCCUCACAAAGUGAUGAAAGCGUCUCCUACCACCACUACCACCACUACUACUGCAACGACAACAACAACAACAACAACAACUACUACUACUACUACUACUACUACUACUACUGCUACCACCACAACAACCACUACUACAACAACAACUGCAGUUGCUCCAUUGGCAGCUAUUUCAACGACAACCCGUGCUCCAAGAGUUCCGGUUGGAAUUAGUGCGGGUGGGAGUAAUGUGUGUGGUGUGCCUCAGAUCAAAUCCGGAUGUCCCAAGGGCAGAAUCGUGAAUGGGACCCAAUCGUGUUAUGGACAAUUUCCCUGGCAGGUAUCGGUGAGACGGACCUCAUUUUUCGGCUUCACCUCGACCCAUCGAUGUGGUGGGGCCUUGAUCAACGAGUAUUGGGUCGCCACAGCCGGCCAUUGUGUGGACGACCUGCAAAUCCCCAAGAUCAGGGUGCGCAUUGGGGAAUGGGAUUUCUCGUCCACCGGCGAGAAGCAUCCUCACAUCGAGCGGAAAGUAACCAAGAAGAUCGUUCAUCCCAAGUACAAUUUCUUCACCUAUGAGAACGACCUGGCCUUGGUGCGUGUGGAAAAGAAGGUUCACUUCAGGGAUAACAUUAUUCCAAUUUGUCUACCUGGCAACAAUGAUCUUCUCAUUGGUGAAACGGGUUUCGUUGCCGGAUGGGGUCGACUAAGUGAAGGUGGACAACUCCCCAAUAUUCUACAAUAUGUAUCGGUUCCCAUCGUCAGCAAUGAGAAAUGCAAGUCCAUGUUCCUGAAAGCAGGCCGCCAAGAGGUCAUUCCGGAUAUCUUCAUGUGCGCUGGAUACGACAAUGGAGGUCGGGACUCAUGUCAGGGCGACAGUGGCGGGCCUUUGGUGGUGAAGGGAAAGGAUGGGCGUUGGUUUUUGGGUGGUAUCAUCAGUUGGGGCAUUGGAUGUGCAGAGCCCAACCUACCUGGCGUAUGCACGCGAAUAUCAAAAUUUCGGGAAUGGGUUCUCGAGAACGCAACUUGACCUCAUUCAUUCAGAGUCUGUGUCUCACCAAUGAACAAACACUCGUCCAACCAACCACCCACUUGAGCUCCAAGAAAAGUGGUUGCUUGAUUCAAUCUAGUCAGAUGGCAAACCAGCAAAAUAGACUGACAUAAGUGAACCAAGCAACGGUGGCUUCAGUUGCUACUCAUGCGUCAGCUGAAUUCAGCAUGAAGCAAUCCUUGAAUACGAAACAGUGAUGAACACGGAAGAAUGUGCAACCUAAAACGUUUCUCCCAAUGAACCACUAGUCGCAUCCUCCAUGAGCAACAUGAUCAUCAUUGAUCCUAAAUGAAUUCAUACAUCAUGAUCAGUGCCACUUUCAUGUCCCAAUGGCAAUAAAGACCUCUUUCAACUUAACCUCGUUC
Messenger RNA from Tigriopus californicus, 3107 nucleotides. RefSeq names its product serine proteinase stubble-like. The record is from RefSeq and is a predicted model, not a curated record. The transcript is spliced from 8 exons. Gene Ontology annotation, biological process: proteolysis. The coding region runs from base 400 to 2721 and encodes 773 amino acids. Gene Ontology annotation, molecular function: serine-type endopeptidase activity. NCBI's taxonomy places the organism in Eukaryota, Metazoa, Arthropoda, Copepoda, Harpacticoida, Harpacticidae.